ACCACUUAAACGCGCAUAGAACGUCCACGGCACAUAAUAUCAGCACCAGACUGAACGGAAUUUAAUAAUAUUUUGUUUUCCAAGCACACACAACACGUUGUCGUCUCGCACAAAUCAAAACAAUUUAAUCAAUUACAACAUCUAUUUAUAAGCUUUCAAGAAUAUUCAUUUAAUCAUGGGUUCGACGCGUUUGCUGGUGAAAGAUGGCGGCUUCGGCACACAGAUGACCGUGCAUGUGGGAGACUCGGUGGACGGGGAUCCGCUCUGGAGUGCUCGGUUCAAUGCCACAAAUCCGACAGCUGUCAUAAAUACACACUUGGACUUUUUGCAGAAUGGCGCUGAUAUGAUAUUGACCAACACCUAUCAGACGAGUGUCGAGGGCUACAUGGAGUACCUGGAGCUGGACGAGCAGGAGAGCAUCGAGCUGAUCAAGAAUACGGUGCGACUGGCGCACAUUGCCAAAGAGAAGUACCUGACGGAAUGCUAUGAGGCACAGCUGGCGGUGCCCGAAGGUUUCCCGCUGAUUAUUGCCUCGAUCGGACCGUUUGGCGCACAUCUGCACGAUGGCUCCGAGUACACCGGCAGCUAUGCGGACUAUGUGGAGGCGAAGACCAUAACGGAUUGGCAUCGCGUUCGCAUCGAGGCGUGCCUGGAGGCGGGCGUCGAUGCGCUGGCCAUAGAGACGAUACCCUGUCAAAUGGAGGCCGAGGCGCUGGUUGAAAUGCUCUGCGAUGAUUAUCCCGAGGUCAAAUUCUGGAUUGCCUUCCAGUGCAAGGACGAGAACACGCUGGCGCAUGGCGAAGAAUUCGCCGAGGCAGCUAAUGCUAUUUGGGAUAUACUGCGCGAACGCAAGGCGCUGGACAAGUGCCUGGCAUUGGGCGUGAACUGUGUGCAUCCCAAGUUUGUGACGCCGCUGUUCAAGAGCUUGAAUGGCGAGCGCAGUGCCGACGAGCAGAUACCCUUGGUUGUCUAUCCGAAUAGCGGCGAGGUCUACGAUGUGGCCACGGGCUGGCAGGGACGGGAGCAUUGUGUGCCGCUCGAGAACUAUGUGCCGGAGUGGUCACAGUUGGGUGCCAAAAUCAUUGGCGGCUGCUGCAGAACCUACGCGCGUGACAUUCGACGCAUUAGCGAGGCCGUGCACGCCGUAAACAAACUCAAGAAAGUUGCCUGAGAUCCCGGAAAAUGGAUCGGUGGAUCUCUCUGUUUAGAACAAAAUGCAUUUGAUGUAGGUAUUCAAUGAAUUUAGGUAUUUAGAAUGUAAGUAAAAAGUGUAUCAAAACUUUUGUACAAAAUGUCACACAACAAUAAAUAAACUAAACUUUUACUCUAAGAAA
Molecule: messenger RNA, 1334 nt
Organism: Drosophila montana
Lineage: Eukaryota; Metazoa; Arthropoda; Insecta; Diptera; Drosophilidae
Product: homocysteine S-methyltransferase
Exons: 4
Coding region: 176-1171 (331 amino acids)
Biological process (GO): S-methylmethionine cycle
Molecular function (GO): S-adenosylmethionine-homocysteine S-methyltransferase activity
Source: RefSeq, a predicted model, not a curated record